AUGUCCUCGAGGCCACCCCCAUCCGUCUCUUCGUCUUUCACGCCCUUCUCCGAUGCAGCGGCAGCGAUAGCUGCGGCUCAAUUCCUCAACAAGCGCAAUGUUCAGGCAAACUCGGCCGUUGACCUCGCCCUCGCUGCUGCUCCUCUCUCUGCUCCCGGUUUGACCUUGACUCCGAGCUCGACAACGACUACGGCAUCUUCAACUCCUCAACUUCCAGCAAGCCAGAUCCGAUUUCACUUUCAGUUCGACACCAUCGCCCCAUCGCCCCCGCCCCCACCUCCCCCCCCGCCGCACUCAUCUUCGCCCGAGGCGGCCUCGAGGCCAGGCCCUUCACAACCCCACCCGCAGAGUCCCUCGGGAGGCACCGCCGCCCUCCGCGUCCAGACGGACCUCAGCCAACUGACGCCCACUUGGGCAGACAAUUCAACCUCUAAUAACACCCUCUCGACAUCCUCCAAGUCGUCAAAGAGACCAACGUUGAGUCUACAACACAAAACCUCAGCCUCAUCGCUCCGCCCAAUCUCUAGGACUCCGAGUGUCAAGACCGGCAGCAUUGCAACCAUCUUUGGCUCACAUUCGGGUGCCAGCUCGACUGUUGGGAGUCCUAUCAUAUCCGCCAUGGGCGACGUUACUCCUUUGCCCUCGCCAUUGCUAUCGAGUGACUCACCAGGACCCUGGAAGCUGCGCCGGCGGACUUCGCGCGACACGCCCUCUCUCCAGCCAGCUCCCGGGGACAGCUCACUGAGUAUGAGCGCUGAGCACUCCCCAACCGCGCCGGCGAGUACUCCGAGUAAGAAGAAAGGAUACUACGCGGGUCUGUCCUCUGGAUCUCGGCCAAGUCUUGGGCCCAGCUCAGGAUCUGGGUCUGGACAGAUCGAGAGUGCUGGCGGAAACGACGUUGGCGCGCGCACUCAGCCGGUGCACACAAGGAAUAGGAGUAUUAGCGACUACGUACCGGACCCAAUGUUGGUUCCGAAGCGCAUGGUGACGGUGUCGGGUUCUCAUAUCAAAGCGGAUAUGCAGACUGUGCCAGCGAGCUACGAGGGUCAAAUGCGCCGAGAGCCUCACCUGUCCGAAGCGAGAGGGCUGACGCCCGUCGACAAGCCACCCACGCCCCCGCCUAGCGAAUCUUCCCUGAGUGCCAAUGAUUCGUCCUCGGCCACUGGGUCCAGUAGUACCGUCACUAACUUGUCUCGACAUGAGUAUUUUGAGGCAUACGACAGGCACGAUAGGAAGCGCCGCCGUUGGAGAUCCGUGAAAAUGCUCGGCCAGGGUACCUUCAGCCGCGUCAUGCUCGCUACAAGUCAGAUUUCGUCGUUAGUUUCCGAUGACGAGGAAUACCGUUCAAAGAGUGGCUCUCAGACACCAGAGCCGCUGCCCUCACACGAACGUCGCACCUUGGUAGCUGUCAAAAUUUGCGAACAUGGCCCUCGUGGGGGCGCGUCAGAGGACAGGAUUGAAAUGAGCCUCAAGCGCGAGUUGGAGAUUAUGCAGAGCAUCCAUCACCCCUCCUUGAUCCACCUCAAAGCCUGGAACAUUGAGCCUUCACGAGCAAUUCUCAUGCUCAGCUACUGUCCCGGUGGUGAUCUAUUUGACCUUGCUAGCGGACAUAAAGAGCUCCUAAGUCCUGGGAUAUUACGAAGGAUUUAUGCCGAACUGGUGGGGGCAGUAAGGUAUCUUCACGGCAUGAAGAUUGUACACAGGGACAUCAAGCUUGAGAACGUCCUGGUCAAUCUUCCGCCCACUGAGCUGCAAUCUGCCGGGGCAGACUGGACGACCUACCCCUAUUCUCUCAUCACACUUACAGACCUAGGACUGGCACGCCGCGUCGCUGACAAUGAGAAGCUGGAAACGAGAUGCGGGUCAGAUGAUUACGCGGCCCCAGAGGUGAUUAUGGGUCAACCAUACGACGGCCACGCAACAGACGCAUGGUCUCUAGGCGUACUUCUUUACGCGCUCUUGGAAUCCAGGCUCCCUUUCGAUCCCCACCCAGCCGUCGGCGACCUUGUGAUGCAAGUGCGGAUGAGGAGCCGGACCAGCCACCGAAUUGCCCGGGUUGAAUGGCGAUGGAUUGAGUAUGGCGUCCGAGACGGAGAAGAAGGCCACGGCGAUCAUGAAGCAGACCUGGCCCGCUUUGAUGCCAAGGGGCUCAGGGGCGCGAUGGAGGUCGUCGAAGGCCUUCUCAAGAGGUCUCGAAGUAGAUGGUCCCUGGCCCAGAUUGCCGAGACAGAAUGGGUCAGGGGCGCUAUUCAGCUCGAGGGCGGUAUCAAAUUCAGAGAAGAAGAGGCAGCUAGUGAGGUAUGA
Lasiosphaeria miniovina is the source of this 2304-nucleotide messenger RNA. Its product is annotated as kinase-like domain-containing protein. The coding region runs from base 1 to 2304 and encodes 767 amino acids. The record is from RefSeq and is a predicted model, not a curated record. The transcript is spliced from 3 exons. NCBI's taxonomy places the organism in Eukaryota, Fungi, Ascomycota, Sordariomycetes, Sordariales, Lasiosphaeriaceae. Gene Ontology annotation, biological process: protein phosphorylation; intracellular signal transduction. Gene Ontology annotation, molecular function: ATP binding; protein serine/threonine kinase activity. Gene Ontology annotation, cellular component: cytoplasm.